This is a messenger RNA of Gasterosteus aculeatus aculeatus (three-spined stickleback), 3484 nucleotides long. It is a transcript of the gene strip1, whose product is annotated as striatin interacting protein 1. The record is from RefSeq and is a predicted model, not a curated record. Gene Ontology annotation, cellular component: cytosol. NCBI's taxonomy places the organism in Eukaryota, Metazoa, Chordata, Actinopteri, Perciformes, Gasterosteidae. Gene Ontology annotation, biological process: cytoskeleton organization.
AACAACCUCUCGCGAGAGGACACUUUAGAUAAAAAGUGAUGGACGCCGGUGGAAACAGUGGUGGGCUUCCUGUAAACAAUAAACAGAGAGCAAUGCUACCCAACAAGGCUAAGGGCGAAUUUACCCGCAACCCAAGAAAAGAUUCAGAGGGGCUGUCUGAGUCUCCAGACCUUGAGUUCAAAUAUGCUGAUACAGACAAGUGGGCUGCUGAGCUGUCAGAGCUGUAUAGUUAUACCGAAGGGCCAGAGUUCGGUCUCAAUAGGAAAUGCUUCGAGGUUGAAUUCAAAACACAUGUUUCGGAUAAGAAGUGGACCGAGCUUGAUGCUGCUCAGCACAGAGCUCACGCCAUGCGCCUGUUGGACGGUCUUGAGGUUAUUGCCCGCGAGAGGAGGCUGAAAGCUGCCAGAGCCAUUCUGUACAUGGCUCAGGGAACCUUUGCUGAGUGCAGCUCUGAGGCUGAGGUGCAGUACUGGAUGAGAUACAACAUCUUUCUGCUGCUGGAUGUGGGGACCCUCUCUGCCCUGGUGGAGCUGCUGAACAUGGAAAUUGAUAAUAGUGCUGCCUGCAGUAGUGCUGUUAGGAAACCAGCCAUCUCCCUUGCGGACAGCACAGAUCUCAGAGUGCUGCUCAACAUUAUGUACCUGAUGGUGGAAACAAUACAGCAGGAUGACCCUGCCGACAAGCCUGAAUGGAAUAGCAUCAGGGAAACCUUCAGAGCAGAGCUGGGCUCCCCCCUGUUCAACAACGAGCCCAUUUCUGUCAUGCUCUUCGGCAUGGUCACCAAGUUCUGCAGUGGUCAUGCGCCUCACUUCCCAAUGAAGAAGGUGUUGUUGCUGUUGUGGAAAAGCAUACUGUUCACGCUCGGAGGCUUUGAGCAGCUCCUGAGCAUAAAGGUGCACAGGCGCGGGGAGCUAGGUCUCCCCCCUCUCCCAGAAGACAGCAUUCGAGUCAUUCGCAGCAUGAGGGCUGCUUCUCCUCCUGCGUCUGCAUCCGACCUCAUAGAUCAGCAGCAAAAGAGGGCGCGCCGCGAACACAAGGGGUUGAUUAAACAGGACAAUCUUGACGCAUUCAAUGAAAAGGAUCCUUAUAAGGCGGACGACUCUCGUGAGGACGAGGACGACAACGAUGACAAUGACAACUCCAUGGAGCCAGAGACUUUCCCUCUUGAGAGGGACGAGGUGAUGCCUCCGCCGAUUCCGCACCCUCCAUCAGAGAGGGUGUCCUUCCCCAAAGGGCUGCCGUGGGCUCCUAAAGUCAGGGAAAAGGACAUAGAAAAUUUCCUGGAAUCAAGUAGAAGUAAAUUUAUUGGUUACACGCUUGGAAAUGAUACGGACACAGUUGUUGGCUUGCCGAGGCCAAUUCAUGAAAGUAUAAAGACGUUAAAGCAGCAUAAGUACGUCUCUAUUGCUGAGCUACAGAUUUCAAAGGAGGAUGAGUUUCAGAAAACCCCUCUGUCCGGAGGUGAAGAGGAGGUGGAGAUGUCCUCCACUGAGCUGCUCUAUCAGGGAAUUCUACCGAGUUUGCCUCAAUACAUGAUCGCUCUGCUUAAGAUCCUGCUGGCAGCGGCUCCGACUUCUAAAGCCAAGACGGACUCCAUCAACAUCCUGGCAGACGUGCUGCCGGAGGAGAUGCCGACUACAGUUUUGCAAAGCAUGAAGCUCGGUGUCGAUGUGAAUCGACACAAAGAGAUCAUUGUGAAGGCCAUCUCCGCGAUCCUGCUGCUGCUUCUCAAGCACUUCAAGCUCAACCACAUCUACCAGUUUGAGUACAUGGCUCAACACCUGGUGUUUGCCAACUGCAUUCCUCUCAUUCUGAAGUUCUUCAACCAGAACAUCAUGUCUUACAUCACAGCUAAAAACGGUAUUUCAGUUAUUGACUUUCCCUAUUGUGUGGUGCAUGAGCUCCCGGAACUAACAGCAGAGAGUUUGGAAGCAGGGGACAAUACUCAGUUUUGCUGGAGAAAUUUGUUCUCCUGCAUCAACCUGCUGAGGAUCCUCAACAAACUGACCAAGUGGAAGCACUCCAGGACAAUGAUGUUGGUGGUGUUUAAGUCCGCUCCCAUCCUGAAGAGGGCGCUGAAGGUCAAGCAGGCCAUGAUGCAGCUUUACGUCCUCAAGCUGCUCAAAGUUCAGACCAAAUACCUCGGACGUCAGUGGAGGAAGAGCAACAUGAAGACCAUGUCAGCCAUCUACCAGAAGGUCCGACAUCGGCUUAACGACGACUGGGCCUACGGGAACGAUCUGGACGCCCGGCCCUGGGACUUCCAGGCCGAGGAGUGUGCUCUGCGGGCCAACAUUGAGCGCUUCAACAGCCGCCGCUACGACAAGAGCCACAUCAACCCGGACUUCCUGCCUGUAGACAACUGUCUGCAAAGUGUACUGGGACAGCGCGUGGACCUGCCCGAGGACUUUCAGAUGAACUAUGACCUCUGGCUGGAGCGCGAGGUCUUCUCCAAACCCAUCUCCUGGGAGGAGCUGCUGCAGUGAGAGUCCAGGACUUUUUAUGAAAAGUUUCAAUCAGGAGUUCAGACAAACGCCGUCAGUGCUCUCAGCAUUAAGUUUCUCACUCUGUGCAGACUGAAGGUGACGGAUGGAUUUCGUCCUCUAAAGCGGAAGGUUUAGACCUACAAUCCUCUUGUUUUACAACAAUCUCAAACAAUUAGGAUUUUUCCCAACCCGAAUGACUUAAACCCAAAUCCAACCUUUACACUUACAGGUAUUGGCUGUGUGCCUCUAACCUGCUAUCAAAGGUCUGUAAGUUUGACCCUGAAACACUACAUGGGAAUAUGUUUCUUCUUUUUAUAGAGAUUUAUUUGAAAUAAAUGUUACUGUUAAACUGUAACUCUUUGCUGAGGCAACUCAGUAAAGAUGUUAAUAAAUAUAACAUUCCUUUGUACAUCCACUUUAUCUUCAGAUAUUUAAAAAACAUAUACCAGGUUUGGGUUUUUAGUCUUAACAGCUUUUUGUACAAGUAAUAACAUACUUCACUUUACUAGUUAUCGAGACACACAUUUCUGUUUCAUCUGCUUUUCCUUUUGUUGGUUCGCUAAAUUUCCAAAUUAUUUAAAUUUAACUUGCGUCUCCUCAGCGAGUUGGCUAGACACCUUUUACUCUGCGACCUUGAAGGAGACCACCAGGCUGACUGUGCAGCCACGAUUUCACUCUUUAGUAUUCAUUAGCUGUGUUGUGGAAGAACUGUUUGCACAUGUUACCAUUAGGUGAUCGUGUGAGAGACAAGAGAAAGUUUUAGGUUUCUGGUUUGGGAUCAGGGUUUUUUAGGCUUCACUCAUCAGACGGCUGCUCUGAACCGAACGGGAUCGCUCCGUUACAUUUCCAGUUACAGAACCAGUCUGCUCUGUCUUUUAUUAUUUUAAAUGGUUAAUGAAAUGAGAAUACAUGUAAAUUGUGAAACGUAUUUAUCAUGGCUUCGUAUUUGUUUUACAUGGACUUAAGGACUGUAAUAAAAUUAUACUGUUAUUUGUGUA